AGAUUAUUAAUACAAAAUAAAAUCUCUUUUCAUUAGAAAAAAUAAAGAGAGAGGCCACUUUUAUAAAGAUUGGGAUUGUAGUUCCUUUGACAACCACCCAUAUAAUAAUACUCCCCAACACCCAAAAAGACAACACAAACUUGGAAAAAUGGAAGAAGAGAAGAGAUUGGAGCUAAGGCUGGCUCCUCCCUGCCACCAAUUCACUUCCAACAACAAGAGCAAUGGAUCUAGGCAAAGAAGCUCGACCAAAGAAACAUCAUUUGUUUCCAAUAACAGGGUUGACGCAGCACCGGUGGUGGGAUGGCCGCCGGUGAGACAAUCCCGGCGAAACCUAGCGGCACAGCUAAAGGAGGAGAUAAAGAAGAGGGAGAGUGAUCAUGAAGAGAAAGAGUUGUACGUAAAGAUCAACAUGGAAGGAGUUCCCAUAGGAAGAAAAGUCAACCUCUCAGCUUUUAACAACUACCAACAGCUUUCACAUGCCGUUGACCAACUCUUCUCUAAGAAAGAUUCGUGGGAUCUAAACAGACAAUACACUUUGGUCUACGAAGACACUGAAGGAGAUAAAGUUCUGGUGGGAGAUGUUCCUUGGGAGAUGUUUGUAUCGACCGUGAAGAGGUUGCAUGUUUUGAAGACCUUCAACGCCUCCUCGCUCUCUCCUAGAAAACAUGGCAAGGAAUAGAGUGAGGUUGGCCAAAAUCAUCAGUUCGAUGAUUUGUUUUUAAAUGUAAUUUUUGUGGAAACUAAUAGGGUUUGGUUAUUAAACCAAAAAAAAAAGGGUUUGGCUUGAUUUACUAUGUUUCUUUUCUUUUUUAUUUAUUUAUUUAGAAUUUAUCUUAACAACUUAUAUUCUAGGUUUUUGCUUGCUACGUUUUUUUUUGUUGUUGUAAAUAUGCUGUUCGUUCCAGUAAUCUGAGUUAUUAUGUUUAUCGCGUGUAUAAAAAGCAGUGGCUCUCAUUUAUUAUAGUGCUUGAUAUUUGUUGAAA
Messenger RNA from Camelina sativa (false flax), 983 nucleotides. Lineage: Eukaryota; Viridiplantae; Streptophyta; Magnoliopsida; Brassicales; Brassicaceae. The record is from RefSeq and is a predicted model, not a curated record.